AUGGAUGGCCGCCCAUAUGAAGAUCUUGUGAACGCCUUCAAGUUUGUCAAAAGCAAUUUUGAUUUUGUGGAUACGAGUAGAGCGGUUGCUCUAGGGGUGUCGUACGGUGACUUCAAGAUGAAUUGGAUCCAAGGCCACGAACUGGGCCGCAAGUUCAAGGCUCUCGUCACCCAUGAUGGAAUUUUCAGUACCACCAACUUUGCUUUAGCAACAGAGGAACUAUACUUUUCAAUCCGUGACUUGGAGGAAACGCACUGGCAAUCUCGUGAUAUUUGGAAUUGA
Ophidiomyces ophidiicola is the source of this 282-nucleotide messenger RNA. RefSeq names its product Pre-mRNA-splicing helicase BRR2. The coding region runs from base 1 to 282 and encodes 93 amino acids. Gene Ontology annotation, molecular function: serine-type peptidase activity. Gene Ontology annotation, biological process: proteolysis. Lineage: Eukaryota; Fungi; Ascomycota; Eurotiomycetes; Onygenales; Onygenaceae. The record is from RefSeq and is a predicted model, not a curated record. The transcript has a single exon.